AUGGUUUUCUCAGCCCGCGCGGCAGAGCGGGGAGAGUUUGAGUUUGACGUGUGUAAGCUGAAGCUUGGCUCAGGUGGCAGUGGGACUGUCUUUCUUGCGCAGCACCACAUUACCCGCGAGCUUGUGGCGGUGAAACGUUUGUACCCAAGGCAUGCAACGGAAUGCGGAGGAGCCCUCUUGUGUUCUGCAUCGCAGAACGACCCCCAUCAUCAUCAUCAUCAUCAUCAUCCGCGUCGGACUCCAGCUGCCUAUCGCUUGACAACGCCCGUAACAGCAAGGACGGCGACACCGGCGUUUAAGGGAGAUGGUGGCAGCGGUGGUGAGGAGGCGUAUGACGUCAGCCUUCUGCGGGACGUCGACUACCACCGUAGUGGUGGUAGCAGCAGCGCCAGCAGCUACACCAGCCGCAGCAACGAGGAUGACAUGCACGACGACAUUGACCUCACGUUGGAGGAACAAGAAGAUGAGGAAACGAAGGAGGCAGAGGAGGAACACCCCAUAUGUGAUGAUGAUGAUGAUGAAGAGAGGGAAACUAGUUCUUUUAGACUGGGACGCGUUCCCUCUGCAGCCCGUCUGCCCUGUGAGAGUAUGAUUCUGCAGUACCUUGGGCCACAUCAUCACAUUGUAAAGUUCCUCGGUAGUUACACCACCUCAAAGCGGGUCACCUUCUUCGCAAUGGAGCUCAUGGACAGCGAUGUUGGGAGAGAACUGCGGGCGGCCAACACCGCUUUUAUGAAUGAAGAUAUUGCGCGUCCACUGCUGCAUAGUGUAGUCUCUGCAAUUGCCCAUCUUCACAAACGCGGUAUCGCCCACCGUGACGUUAAGCCCAGCAACAUCCUCCUUCGUCGGAUUGAUGCGGCAAAGUUAGUUGCAAGUGCCGCUGCACAGACUACCACCAGCAUCACCACGCCAAGAGCAGAGUCUUACAAAAGGUACACGGAACGCCAAUCUCAAAAUUUGUGCCUCUACGAGACGGAACAUGUGAAGGCUGCCCUCGGAGACUUUGGAGCCGCGCACUUUAUGCACGAAGGCAGCAAUGUCUGGGGUGGACGUGGGACCUUGUACUACAAAUCCCCAGAGCAGCUCAUGGGUCGUGCUGAGGACUACUUUGCUUGUGACAUGUGGGCUUUGGGUUGCACGUUGUUUGAGCUGAGUACUGGGUCGGUUGCCUUCUGCGGAUCCUCGGAUCUUCAGGUGCUCCAUCAAAUUUACGCCAAGCUUGGUACAAACUUCUAUUCUUACCCGGACGUAACACGUGCAGCGACGUUGUUUGACAGUUUGUCUGCACCGUCUGCAGCACUGCUCGAUCUUUUGAACGGACUUCUUGCACUGGAUCCACAGAAACGCCUGACUGCAGGCGAGACAAUGAAGCAUGCCUUUUUUGAUCCUAUUCGACAAAAGUACGGGGUCGACAGCGACAACACGGAGGUGACGUUUCCACUGCGACCACGCUGCCGCCGGCCUGUGGAUGCGGCUCGGUACACCUUCCGCUCCGUUUGCAAUACACCCGCUAAGCGGUCUAGAGCGGCAGUAGGGGGUGGCUCCUCACAUGUCAGACGUGAUGCAAAUCGCUCAGAUGUCAAUCUUUCCUGUUCUGUGCGACGAUGCAGUGUGUGGUCCUCUUCGUUUAGCGCCGGUUCAAGUCCCAGAGGUGCUUCCACAUGUAUGAAGUCGCAUCAUGAGAGUGUGGACGUCUCGCGGCGGCGUGGUGGUGAAUCAGGUGCCUGCAGCAUUGGCAGGCUUCUAUCUCUCUCUGUGUGUACCCCUAGAGUCGGUGGUGUGAAUACGCAGGGUAAGGACGAUAACCCAAGAACGGUAUACCCAUUCAUCUCCCCUGUGGCGCUGUGUUUUAGUCCAGCAACCUCUGUUAAGUGCCCUGGAUGUUCACUGAGCAUGACCAACACCACAGCUGCAGCUGCAGUGGCGACAGCGGUUGCCUCACAGGGUAACAAACUGCGAUGGACUCCCUCAUCUAACGCUACGCUGGGAAACACACGGACCAAUUUAUUAUUUGAAAGGGCCCCUGUGGGGGAAGGUGCGUGCGCUGGUAUGGGUGGCGGCGGUCACACAGGACCACGUGUGUUAUUCGAUGACGACUCCCACUCCUGCCAUCACGACGCGGACUCGCCGCUUGUGCGCAAGACGCUCUUUGGGACACCCCAGCGACCCCUCAUCUACCCUCUGAACGACAGUGCUGACAACGCUGAGACCAGCGUCAUACCUCUCGAUGAACCGUAG
Molecule: messenger RNA, 2238 nt
Organism: Trypanosoma rangeli
Lineage: Eukaryota; Euglenozoa; Kinetoplastea; Trypanosomatida; Trypanosomatidae
Product: putative protein kinase
Exons: 1
Coding region: 1-2238 (745 amino acids)
Biological process (GO): peptidyl-serine phosphorylation; autophagy
Cellular component (GO): cytoplasm
Molecular function (GO): protein serine/threonine kinase activity; ATP binding
Source: RefSeq, a predicted model, not a curated record